Molecule: messenger RNA, 1635 nt
Organism: Phlebotomus papatasi
Lineage: Eukaryota; Metazoa; Arthropoda; Insecta; Diptera; Psychodidae
Gene: Cndp2
Product: cytosolic non-specific dipeptidase
Exons: 5
Coding region: 135-1571 (478 amino acids)
Biological process (GO): proteolysis
Molecular function (GO): metallodipeptidase activity
Source: RefSeq, a predicted model, not a curated record
AGAGGUCUCUGAUUCACAAUCUCUACUUGACCGGAAAAUCUCCAGAAAAUUUGAUAAAAUUUUUAUUUGUUUUUGAUAUCCAGCUAUCACAGUGUUAAUUCUCCCACUUGCGGUCUAAUAUCCAUCAUCACACCAUGUCCGUCCCGGAAAACCUGAAGCAACUCUUUGAGUACAUCGAGGCUCAUAAAGGACAAUAUAUAGAGACAUUGCGUGAAGCUGUGGCUAUUAAAUCUGUGUCAGCUUGGCCAGAUCAUCGAGAUGAGAUUACAAAGAUGGUGCAUUGGACCAAGAAGAAACUCGAGAAUCUUGGAGCCACUGUGGAAUUGGCUGAUGUUGGAAAGCAAACUCUGCCAGAUGGCAAAGAAAUUCCUCUCCCUGAAGUUAUUCUGGCAUCUCUUGGGAAUGAUCCAGCAAAGAAGACUGUACUGAUUUACGGGCAUUUGGAUGUGCAACCAGCUCUGAAAGAGGAUGGUUGGGACACUGAACCUUUUGUCCUCACCGAGAAAGAUGGCAAAAUGUUUGGUCGAGGAUCCACUGAUGACAAGGGUCCUGUAAUCUGUUGGAUUCAUGCCAUUGAGGCAAUGCAGGCUCUCAAACAGCCCAUUCCGGUCAAUUUGAAGUUUGUCUUUGAGGGAAUGGAAGAGAGUGGAAGUGAGGGAUUGGAUGAAUUGCUAUUUGCAAGAGCUGGAACAUUCCUCAGUGGAGUGGAUUAUGUUUGCAUUUCGGACAAUUAUUGGCUUGGCAAGGAGAAACCCUGCAUAACUUAUGGACUUCGGGGAAUUUGCUAUUUUGGAAUUGAAAUUGAAUGUGCCAAGAAGGAUUUGCACAGUGGAGUCUUUGGUGGAAGUGUCCAUGAGGCAAUGGCGGAUUUGAUCUAUUUACUAAAUACCCUGGUUGAUAGUCAGGGACACAUUCAAGUGCCCAAUUUGUACCGCGAAGUGGCUCCAUUGUUGCCUAAUGAGAAAGAGAUCUAUGAGAGUAUCAGUUUCGAUUUGAAUUCCUAUCGUGAGGAUUUAGGUGCUAAACAACUUUUGCAUAGAGAUGACAAAGUGAAGACUUUGCAACAUCGCUGGCGCUUCCCAAGUCUCUCUAUUCAUGGCAUCGAGGGGGCCUUCUAUGAACCUGGUCAGAAGACUGUAAUUCCCAGGCGUGUCAUUGGGAAAUUUUCCAUUAGGAUUGUGCCCAAUCAGUUGCCGGAGCAGAUUGAGGAAUAUGUGAAGGCUCAUGUGGAGGCAAAGUGGCGUGAGAGGGGAUCGCCCAAUUCAAUGAAAGUCUACAUGGCUCAUGGUGGAAAACCCUGGACAGAGGAUCCAAAUCAUCCGCAUUACCAGGCUGCCAAAGAAGCUGUUAAGCAUGUCUUUGGCGUUUAUCCGGAUAUGACACGUGAGGGAGGAUCAAUUCCUGUGACACUGAGUCUGCAACAGGCCACUGGAAAGAAUGUCAUUCUCGUGCCUGUGGGAGCAGCUGAUGAUGGAGCUCACAGUCAAAAUGAAAAAUUGGAUGUCCUCAAUUACAUCCAAGGGACUAAACUCUUGGGAGCAUAUCUCUACGAGGUGGCACAGCUCAAGUAAAUACAAAUUAACAGGAAAUCAGAUUAUAUGCAUCACAAUAAUAAAUCACUUUAUUUGAAGUCAA